AUGUUCUCUUUCUUCUUACUUCUUUUCGUCGUGCGACUCAAUUCAGUCGAUUCGCAGUGCCCAUCGAUUGAAUUCUGUGAAUGUGAUAGUGCAUAUAGUACCAUCACAUGUGAUGGCAAUUCAGAUAAUCAAACGGAUAAUACAUAUUUCCCGUCACUUUCAUUUUUACCACCUAUGGAAGAAUAUAUUUUUUCAAAUUUUAAACAAAUUCAACCAAACGCUUUCGAAAAUGUCACAUUUCCAUCAAAUCAAUCGAUCACAAUUCGCUUGAUUAACAUUUCAAUCAUCCAUCCCGAUGCCUUUUCAAAUAGUAUGAUCAUUCCGGACAGUUCAACUCUAUCUGUCGAUAUUGAACAAUCAACAAAUUCUUCGAGUAUUGCAUUGAGACUCAAUGCAUUCAAUCAUAUUCGAUUAAAAAACCUACGUUUUGUUAAUAUAAAUAUGUUUAAUGGCCGUCCGAUAUUUGAUACAAGCUGUUUCGGUGAACAAGUCGAGAUCGAGGAAUUGAUUUUUCAACAAUCAGGUCUGACAGGUUUCUCGAAUAGUAUACGGAAACCAGCUAAUGUAAAACGUUUAUCAAUUCGUGAAUGUCCAUCCUUCACACAGUUAACAGCUAAAAGUCUUCCGACAUUUCUCAGUACAAGCGAAUCGCUGGAAAUUUCGACAACCGGUCUUCAAUUGAUCAACUCUCAUACAUUUCAAGCUUGGUCACUGGUACUGAAAGAACUAACCAUUCGAAAUAAUCCGAAUUUUAAAGUCCUUUCAUCGAACAUGGUCGAUGGCGUGCUAAUGGAACUGGAAAAACUCGAUUUGAGCAACAAUUCCGUUGAUUCUAUCGUCGAAAAUUAUGAUUGGUUUGCAUAUAGUUAUAUAAAACAUUUAAUUUUAAAACAACAACAAUUAGAUUUGUUCCUUAGAACAAAACUGCUAAUGUCUUUAUCACGUUUGAAGAUCAUUGACUUUUCUGAAAGUUUCAUUCAGAAUAGCACGCAGGAAGAUCUCAUCGAAACUUACGUACCAUCCAUGCGAAACCUCGUUUCAAUGAAUGUUUCCUAUACAAAUCUAACAGAGCAGAUGAUUAUUGACUUAUUGACAUGUUUGAGCAACGCAGCCAAUCGAACCAUUGCAGUUAGUUUACUUGGUCGUACACUUCACGAGAGUCAUUUUUGUUCAUAUUUUAAUGUAUUUAGCAAGUCACCGAAUUUGUUACGCUUAGAAUUGGAUGAAACACACGAAUGUAACUGCGUUGUUGAUUUAUUCUAUCAAGAUGAGUUCGUUCAAAUAGUUAAAAAUGAUUCAUUGAAACGGCCGCAAUGUUUACAUGACAUGAGACGAACACGUUGUAAUAUACAAGAACAAUUGAGUACAUCAAAAUGCUCGAUAGCUAUGCCCAACCCUGAUAAACCAGAUAGGAAUGGACGAAAUGUGGGUAACGAAGCAUUUAUUGGCAUUAUGGUUGGAUUGAGCGUGUUUCUGCUUGUGUUGUUAGCCGUUGGUACCGGUGUAGCAUAUCGAGCACGAGCAAAUCGACGCAUGACAAUACUUGAUAUGGAAGUGCCGAUCGAAAAUCCGUUAGCAGUGAUAAUCGAAGAACGUUCCCAAAAAUAA
Adineta ricciae is the source of this 1608-nucleotide messenger RNA. Lineage: Eukaryota; Metazoa; Rotifera; Eurotatoria; Adinetida; Adinetidae. The record is from the annotation of a GenBank genome assembly.